AGUAAACAAGAUGGCGAAGAUCGUAAUAGCAGGUUUGUAUAAACAGUGAUUACAGCACAAUAUAAUAAUUGUGUUGUACUGAAUAAAUAGAGGUAUACGAAUUACAAAGAAAGACAAAAAGUGCCCUAUAUUAAUUUUAUGAUUAUUGUAGCAAUGUAGGGGUGUCCAUUAAUUAUUAACACUUUUUCCGAGUCAGUCAACAGCUGACUCUGAGUCUGAGUCUAGUCUAGUAAGUCAACCGUUAAAGUUAAACUAACUUAAGCUUUCAAGAACCAUCUCCUGGCAUCCCCCCACCCCCCACCCCAAAAAUGUUUUUAUAUUAUAAAUACGGAUCUUUUUGAACGCUUAAGAUAUAGAAAAUUAUGGGGGGGGGGGGGAUAUGUUUAGACUAUUACUAGUAUUACAUUUUAUUUUAUAAAAAAACAAAUUCUUAAACACAAGAACCAUCUCCUGGCAUCCCCCCACCCCCCACCCCAAAAAUGUUUUUAUAUUAUAAAUACGGAUCUUUUUGAACGCUUAAGAUAUAGAAAAUUAUGGGGGGGGGGGGAUAUGUUUAGACUAUUACUAGUAUUACAUUUUAUUUUAUAAAAAAACAAAUUCUUAAACAAAUUUUACAUUUGUAACAAUAUUAACGGUUAAUAGACAGCCCCCUAGUUGUUUUUUCCCCCAUGCAUUAGCAAAUAUCUGUACUAUUUUUACUUAAAAAAUGUAGAUUCAAUUUUGAUUUUAUGGAGCAAUAUUCAAAUAUCCUAAGUAAAUCAAUAAUAAUGAGUAUGGUAAUUAUUUAUACAAACAUGUUAAAAAUAUGUCAAAUAAUGUUAUAAUUAUAUUAAUAACUAAUGGAAAAAUAUGAUUUAGGCUAGGUUUAAGUUCAAUGAAAAAAAUGCAUUUUUUACAAAUAUUUUGUUUCAUCCUCAAAUUAGGGCGAUCUGACUGCCCCUAUUUUGCAAGAAUAGAGUUGCUUGCAGACCGCCUAGCUAAAAAUCUAAAAAAAUUUAAACUUCAUAAGAUUAUGGUUCAGCCUAAUGAGUGGGAAGUGAGUAUGCUUCAAAAUAAAUACUUGUAAACUAGUAUCACUUAGUUGCAAUGUGUGUGUCUCCUUGUCAAUGAUUACUCUGUUUGUAGAAUUUGAAACUUUUUUAAGAAAUAAAAAAUUGCUCUUUAAUUAAAAGAAUGGUUAAUUUACAAGCCGUAAUACAUAAAGGGCUAACCAAAGAUGAUGUGAAAAGGGCAUCACAUAAGGCCACACAUUUUUCAACCCCAUUUUGUUAGUAUUACAUUACACUGAAUGUGAGUUGUUUGUUUUAAGAGAAAUCUUGAGCAUAUUUCACCAAGAACCACCAAAUCUGCAUUAUUUGGUAAAUGAGUCUUCUCAAGGCAAUUUUGUAUUGUCAGCCCUGGACUAAUCUGUACUCUCUACCUCUUUGUUGUGAGGCAGGUAUUUUUACAAUUACGUAAUGGACAUGUGAUUUUACUAAAUAUUUUCAAUAUGAAAGCCUUUAAAAUAUAUUGCAGGAAUGGUUAAAAAAUACUUGCGCAGAGAAAGGUUGGGAAUUUUCUUCAUCCCCCAUGGUCUGGCGUGAACUAAUUGACAGGGGUGGAAAGGGUGUCCUCAUUGGUGGAGCUAAUGAAUUUCAAGAAUACAUUAAAGCGUACUAUGACUUGGAAUCUGAAAUGAACAGCUAUGAGAUGACGAUGGUUGGUGCUGAAAACAGACAUACAAAAGAUGAGCUGGAUGCAGAGGAAAAACUUUACAAAUCUUUGAGCCGCCCAGUGAAUGUUUGCAUUACAAAUGCCAUACACCCAGUUUGUUACCAUCUCUUACACAAUAUCAGUUCUGGUAAUACACUUGGCCCAAAAGUUGAGCUGAGGAUACAUCUUUUAGUCUCUCUUGAAGAAGACAUAGAUGCUGUCAAAGGUAUUGCAAUGGAAGCAGAAGAUCUAGCCCACAGCCUUUUGAGAAAUGUUAAAGUUUUUACUGAUCCAAAUGAUGCCUUUGAAAACUGCAACAUAAUUAUCUUUCUUGAUGAGUUGCUGAGACAAGAGGAUGAAUAUCAUCAAGACUGGCUUAUUAGAAAUGAGCAAAUGUUCAGUUAUUAUGGCUCUGUAAUAAAUGAUAAAGCAUCCAAAAAUUGUAAGGUAAGCUAUUUAAUUUUCUUCUUAGAUAAUCAAAUAAAUGGGAAUUUAAAAUAAAAAUUAAGCUAUUUCACUUGAACAGGAUUUGAGUGCAGGCAUGUCUGGCAAUAUAACCCCCUUUAUUCCAAGGGGCAGCCAUAAUUUAAAAUUGUAAGUUGAAGAACUAAUGAAGUUGAAAUAUGAGUGCAAAAUUGAUGUAACAAUUAAUUCUAUUUUGCUCACACAUAUAUCAGUGUUCAUUUUUCUUUUCAUUUUAUAAAGCAGUUAAAAACAUUUUCUUGUAGUGUCACUGCAGGUACUAUAGUUAAACAUUAAAUGAAGUAUGUUAAAUCUUGUUUUACCAUAUUAAUUUCAAAACUUAAAAGGACAUAAACACUAAUAUUUAUUAUAAUUUUGGUCAAAGCUUGGAAACCUAUACCCCAGAAUUGUAUUCAUUUCAUACGCUGCUAAUAUUUAAAAAUUUCUCCCCUGUUUAGGUCUUGGUCUGUGGGAAUGGCCCGGUAAACUUCAAUGCAACAAUGAUUGUUCGAAGUGCUCCAAAUAUUGCCCGUCAAAAUGUUGUUGCAGUUGCAACAGUCAUUGAAAACCAGGCAAAGUCAAUCAUUGGAGAAAAACUUUCAGUGAAUCCAGCUGGUGAGAUUUGUUGUCAUAUGAUUAAUUUAAUAAAUUAUAAUUUUGCAACAUUUCAAUUGCAGGAUUUCAUUUUAUUUUUAAAAAAAAUAGCUUCUUAUUACAUAAGAAAAGGAAUUUAUAAAAUUGUUUGAUUCCUUAAAAAUAUUUUAAAAAUUUAAGCUAAUGAAAUUCAGGUCACUUUAUUAAAGUACGUACCAGAGGUUAAAUUUAAACAAUUGAUAUCACCAAAUUUAUCUCUAAAUUGUUUCUAUGGUCAACUCUGUAUUUUCAUAACUCUGUUGCAUACUUUUUUCCCCCAGGCUUUCCCUUAAAUUUUUUCCAAUUUUUCUUAUAAUCAUCCUUCAUCAUCCAGCUCUGCUUCCUUCAACAAGUUUUGGUCCCCAAGGGGCAUGGUUUAUCAAAGCUCUUUCAAUAUUUAUAUUUUUGCCAAAUAGGUGUGGUCAGUUUAUUAGUUUGGGGUAACAUCAACGGAAAACGCUAUUUUGAUGUAAGCAAGUGUCGCAUUCAUGGAUAUGAUGGAGCUAUUAAAGGUCCUUAUUGGUUGGUAUUACUUAAUUAUUUAAUGAAUAAUGUGUGGGAUAUAUAAAAGAUAAUUUUAAGAUUUCUGAUUUUUUAAUGGCAUCUGAAAUUUCAUUUUGCAGAUGAAAAUGGACUUUAAAAAAUUUAUUUUAACGAGGGAAUUGAUGCUGAUUUUUGCUCAAAAUCAAAAUGAAAUAGUUAAUUUCUACAUUUAAGAAAUGCAAUGAAACCAUUUUAAAACAAAAGAAGUUCAUGUUUUGAAAUCACUUUACAACAUCCACGACAAGAGUAACAUUAGCCUUUUAAUUUUAAUUAUAAACAUAGCAUCCUUAUAUUUUGCAGGUAUACUGUGAGUGCUAUGGAAAUGCUUCAUGACAACAAAUGGGUGGUUUCAGAACUUCCAGGCUUAGUUGCAUCCAGACAUAUCAAGGUGAAUACCACAUGACACUUACCUUUGUUCUCUCCCUUUAUUCAUUUAUUAUCAGAAUUACCUCCCUUUAGCUUUUGCUCUGUUUUGAAAUGAGUUUGAGAAGGUAUCAAAUGUGUUACAUAAAAAAGAAAUAAGCUUCUUAGGGACAUUAAAAGACACAAAGGAUAUGUGUAGACAGGUAUUGUAAAGCUUAUUUGGUGGAAUUCAAGCAUGAAUGUUGAGAUAAUUUUUUAUUUUAUGCCGUAUAUUAAGCUAUCAUACAAUUGUGCUUUUUAAAUAAAUGUGUUCCAGGUCGCUCGCGUCAUGGGGAGAAGUACAAGUCUGAGUACAGCCAACUCUAUAGCUACAUUAUUGCAGCACUGGUACAGAGGCUCCCCUCAUGGCGAGCUCUUUUCACUCGGUGUCUACUCUGAAGGUAACUAACUUAAAUAUUUGCAUGUUUGAAUACAAUAUAUUUAUUUUAAAUGAGGGUUAAAUUUCACCUUUAACUGGCAGUCAAAAUUCAGAAAAUUAAAUUCGAAUGUUGGAUUGAUACAUGCACAUGUUUCUUCUCCUUGAGAUCCCAUUGUUUGUUCAACUUUUUAUGCUAUUUUUUCUAAAAAUGGCAAUUGAUAAUUUUGAAUUUUUAUGUCUGAAUGAAUUCAGGAUAAAAUCAUAUUCACUAACCAUGGUUUUCACCCUUUAUAUAAACUAACACGUUUUAAAAUUGUGUAAACAUUGUUUUUGCAAACCAGAAAAAUGCCAUUGAAUGUUUUACAAAUAUACUUAGUUUAUACACCAUUUAGCUAAGCCAAUGAUGUGUAUGCCAUAAAAGAACUCUCACCACCUGGAUCUGCUAUAUGUGUUACAUCUCUCUCAAUGUCUAUCCUCUCCAUUCCCUCAAAACUAUGUUUUUGUUGCCAUUUUAGCACUUAUAUAAGUUAAACACAGCAAAAUGGCUAUGAAUGUUAUGUGAAGAUAAUUUAGAACACUAGACAAACUAUUUUUUAUAAACAAGUUUUAAAUGUGACUUCAGAUGUAGCAAUAUGCGGUUUCAAAAUUCUAAAUUGAUUUAUUAACUUGAUAAUUUAUUUUAACGGUGAAUUUAAAAAUUAACUGCAUAAUUUAAUAUUUAACAUUAAAAAGAACAUUUAUUGAGAUUUUAGAAUAAUUUUGUAUAACCCCCUUUUUUUUUUCCAUUCACAGGUUGGUAUGGAGUUCCACCAGACAUAUUUUUUUCCUUCCCAGUCACUAUGGACCCUAAAGGGUAUUGGCAUGUUGUUCAAGACAUUUUUUUGACAUCUGAAACAAAAAAUGGCUUAAAGAAUGCAAUAGAGGUAAAUGUGGUAUAUUAAUAUAACUUAAAUUUAGAAAGUGAGAUUCAGGAAUGAGAAUCCUACAGACUGCAUUGUUCGGCUUCAAAUUAUGCAUCACGAGUUUGAUAUCUUUGGUAAAAUCUUAACAGCACAAUUUUCCCUUUAAAUUAAAUUACUAUUGCAAUNUAUAUAUAUAUAUAUAUAUAUGAAUAAAUAUAUAUAUAUAUAAAUAAAUUUAUACAUGGGAUAAAAUUAAAAGUAAAAUCAGGGCACCUCUAAAAUGAAAUCAAAUGGGCUACUGACAUCAGAUAAGUAAUAUUAUUUAUCUAGAAACUUAUAGUUUGAUUGCUACAUAAUUAACUUUGAAAAUAAUUUAAAAUAUCCAUAAGCUAUUCUAUAAAUGUUACAAUAUGUGUGUACAGAUAGAAAACAGCUUAAUCAAAUUAUCCAUUUAGUGGUUUGAAAUAUCAUGAUGACGAUGAAUGAGUACUUUUAUAGCACUUGUGUCUAUGCUAUUUUAGCAUGCUCACAGCACUUUAAUGUCCUAAAAUCUAUUUAAAGUAAAAGGUGAAAUGUAUUUAAAUGGUUCUUAUAGGUCAUUUGAUCUUUCUAAUUAAUGACUAUUUUUCCAUUCCUCCAGGAUCUUGUGUACGAGAUUGGGCUUUUAACAGAAGAAUUUUCAACAUCUAAAGGCAAAUUUCACUAACUCUACAUAUCUUAUUAGUUUUAUUAUACCAUACAUUAUAACAUUUAGAUAUAUCAUCAGCUAUACUUUAGAGACAUGUAUUGAACCGACAAAACCUUUGUAGAAUGUAUCCAGCUUUACAAAGAUAAAUGAUCGUAUUAGUCUAGUCCAGUCCUUUCUAAUACAAGUGUACAUCCUAAGGUUUGCAGUGUCAAUCUACAUGAAUGAGGACAGAAUAAAAAUAACUAUACUAAGCCAUUGUGUUUUAUUUUAUUGUUAAUUUUCAUAUUUUAUGGAUUUUAUUUUUUCUCUGAAAUUAAUUGCAUGUAAAUUUGAGCAACAUUUAGUAUUUGAAUUUGCAUUUUCUUUCCAGUCUUGUCUUGUACUUUCUUCCCAACAAAAGUUAUUUUGGUUUGAUUUUUACAUUUAUGUCAAAAAAUUUUUUAAACAAACAAAAAAUUAAAUAACUGGUUGAAGAAUAUAUUUUAAAAUUGCCAUUAAAUAUUUCAAAUAAACAUUUUAAAAAAAUUGAUUUCUAUUAUUUAAUCAAUUUUUUAGAAUUGAUUUGAUUAAUAGCUAGUCCUACAAUAUGUUCAAAAGUAUCUUUAUUUAUAUUUUAUUUCAUGCAUUUAAUAUGUUUUAUCUUUUUUUAGUCAUUGUAUUUUUUUUUUAAUCUGUUGUCAUUUUUUUUUUUUCUGCAGAGGAGGAAGCUAAAAGUGAACGAAGUGAAGAGCCAGAAAAUAAAUCUGGGAGAUCAACGGUGCAAGGGCAAAAGGGUGAAAGUAAAACUGACCCCAAAAAUCUGGAAAUUUCCACUGAUCUCAAUGAAGAUCUAGAAACUCAUGCAUCUCCUGACAUAACUGCAGAUGUUACUGCACCAACAGAUGUAAUGAAAGCUGAGCAUCUUGAUGCGGCACCACAUAGCCCUGUUGAAGAAGUUGAAAACAAUAAAGAGAAGGGAUUGGCUUCACAUUGAAACCAGGGAACAAUUUAUUAUUUUUGAAUAGGGGAGGUGGGGGAGAAACUAUUUGUUAAUCUUAUUUCCCAUUUUAAAAAAAUAAAUACUGAAAUCAAAACAGAAAGGAAGUGAUCUACGCUGUUAAAUCUGGUAGCACUGUUGACAAAAAAAUUCAAAGGUUGCAUUAGGAUUUUUAACUGGAGAUUAUAACUUUAAAGUACCUGAGCAUUGAUACCACUCAGUUAUUUCACUAAAAGUGUUUCUCUCAUAAAUAUCAUUACUUCAUAAGUUGAUCAGAUUAAAUAAAGAAACAACAUGAAUAUAAGCUUAUAUAACCUUGUCUUGCUCACAGAAGAUUCAUGUUCAUUUCAAAGAAACUUGACUACAUUUAAUUAAGAGAGCUAUGUCAUAAAUUUGAUAUAAUUAUGUCAUAACUUUGAGAUAAUUAUGUCAAAAAUUUGAGAUAAUUCUGCCAUUACUUUAAGAUAAAUAUGUCUUAAUUGUGAGAUAACUGUGUCAUAAUUUUGAGGUUUAAAAUGUUACCGGUACUUUAUAAUCUUUGUUUUAUUGCCACAUUAUUUAAACGUCAUUUUAUAAAAAGAUCUGAGGACAUAAUUGAAUUGUACUGAUGGAGUCUUGAGAUUUCAGAACUCUUCUUACAAUUUGUUUUUAUUGUUGUAUUAUUAUUAUUGUUUUGGUUAGUUAUAAAUAAAAUUCAAAACCGUGCUUUGUUUUUCUCACCAUGUAAAUCAAUCUAUACGAUUUUUUAAAUCGUUUUUUGGUUGACAUGAGUGCGAAACUGUUUUGUAACUGAUAAAUAUAUGAAUUAAUGAAUUUAUAACAUAAACUUAAAGUAAUAUCAAUAGUUUGAAAUAUCUAUAGUUAUAAUUUCUAAGGUGAAUACAAUGGCUGCUAGGGUUUAAGUUUCUGAAAUGACUGUACUGUGUGCAAAAUAGAUGUGAUGUCUUGUGUGGCUGUUUGUGUUACAUCCAGAUUCAUUGAAUAAAUUAAAUCUGUUAUUUAAGACCAAA
Molecule: messenger RNA, 7687 nt
Organism: Lymnaea stagnalis (great pond snail)
Lineage: Eukaryota; Metazoa; Mollusca; Gastropoda; Lymnaeidae
Source: the annotation of a GenBank genome assembly